Molecule: messenger RNA, 2818 nt
Organism: Dendroctonus ponderosae (mountain pine beetle)
Lineage: Eukaryota; Metazoa; Arthropoda; Insecta; Coleoptera; Curculionidae
Gene: TER94
Product: transitional endoplasmic reticulum ATPase TER94
Exons: 14
Coding region: 190-2616 (808 amino acids)
Biological process (GO): retrograde protein transport, ER to cytosol; autophagosome maturation; mitotic spindle disassembly
Cellular component (GO): VCP-NPL4-UFD1 AAA ATPase complex; cytosol; nucleus
Molecular function (GO): ATP binding; polyubiquitin modification-dependent protein binding; ATP hydrolysis activity
Source: RefSeq, a predicted model, not a curated record
UCUGUCAAAACGCAUCGGUGGUCGAACCAUUGCGAAAAGGCAACGUCAUUCAAUCUAGAGUAAAAUAACGAUUGUCACGAAGUUCUGCAUUGUUCAAGCAGCAAUUUAGGCUACAGAUUGCGUUUAACUGUUACUAAGACUUUGUAGAUUUAUUCAGCGCUCGUCCAGUGAGUGUACACCGAGUACGAAAUGGCUGAUCAGCAAAAUGAUGAUUUGGCUACUGCAAUUCUGCGCAAAAAGGAUAGGCCAAACAGGCUUAUUGUCGAGGAGGCUGUCAACGACGAUAAUUCCGUCGUAGCUUUAUCGCAGGCUAAAAUGGAUGAACUGCAGCUUUUUAGAGGAGACACUGUUCUCCUUAAAGGUAAAAGGCGCAAGGAAACCGUUUGCAUAGUGCUUUCUGAUGAUACCUGCAGCAACGAAAAAAUCAGGAUGAACAGGAAUGUCCGUAACAAUCUGCGGGUCAGGCUGUGCGACAUUGUGGCUAUUCAACCCUGUCCUGACGUGAAAUAUGGGAAAAGGAUUCAUGUGCUUCCUAUCGAUGAUACCGUCGAAGGUCUCACAGGAAACUUGUUCGAAGUGUACUUAAAGCCCUACUUCCUUGAGGCAUACAGGCCAAUUCACAAAGAUGACGUUUUCAUAGUUCGAGGAGGCAUGCGAGCUGUUGAAUUUAAGGUAGUUGAAACUGAUCCUGCCCCAUUCUGUAUCGUGGCCCCCGAUACGGUCAUUCAUUGCGAUGGGGAUCCAAUCAAGCGUGAAGAAGAGGAGGAAGCGUUGAACGCUGUAGGAUAUGAUGACAUCGGAGGAUGCAGAAAGCAACUAGCACAAAUCAAGGAAAUGGUGGAGCUGCCAUUAAGGCAUCCAUCACUGUUUAAGGCUAUCGGAGUAAAACCACCCAGAGGUAUUUUGCUGUAUGGUCCCCCAGGAACUGGUAAAACACUGAUUGCGCGAGCUGUAGCUAAUGAAACCGGCGCGUUCUUUUUCCUGAUUAAUGGACCUGAAAUUAUGAGUAAACUGGCUGGUGAAUCUGAGAGCAAUCUGCGUAAGGCAUUCGAGGAAGCGGACAAGAAUUCUCCUGCAAUCAUUUUCAUCGACGAAUUGGACGCCAUCGCUCCCAAGCGUGAAAAGACUCACGGGGAAGUGGAGAGACGCAUCGUAUCUCAAUUACUCACCCUUAUGGACGGCAUGAAGAAAUCGUCUCAUGUAAUUGUAAUGGCAGCUACCAACAGGCCAAACUCUAUCGAUGCCGCUUUGCGUCGUUUCGGGCGUUUUGACAGGGAAAUUGAUAUCGGAAUUCCCGAUGCCACUGGCCGUUUGGAAAUUUUGCGUAUUCAUACUAAGAACAUGAAAUUGGCUGAUGAUGUGGAUUUGGAACAAAUUGCAGCUGAAACUCAUGGUCACGUUGGCGCUGAUCUUGCCUCAUUAUGUUCUGAAGCUGCCCUCCAACAGAUCCGAGAGAAGAUGGAUUUGAUUGACUUGGAAGAUGACCAAAUCGAUGCUGAAGUGCUGAACAGUCUUGCUGUAACCAUGGAAAACUUCCGCUACGCCAUGACUAAGAGCAGUCCAAGUGCACUCAGAGAAACUGUCGUUGAAGUGCCAAAUGUUACCUGGGAAGACAUCGGAGGUUUGGCCAGUGUUAAGAACGAAUUGCAAGAGCUGGUUCAAUAUCCAGUUGAGCAUCCCGACAAGUUCCUGAAGUUUGGUAUGCAACCUUCAAGAGGAGUAUUGUUCUAUGGACCACCAGGUUGUGGUAAAACUUUGUUAGCAAAAGCGAUUGCUAAUGAAUGCCAGGCCAACUUCAUUUCCGUCAAAGGUCCAGAACUGUUAACCAUGUGGUUUGGAGAGUCUGAAGCCAACGUUAGAGACAUUUUUGACAAGGCAAGAUCAGCUGCCCCUUGCGUGUUAUUCUUCGAUGAAUUGGACUCUAUUGCAAAAUCAAGAGGUGGAAAUGUAGGAGAUGCUGGUGGUGCCGCUGAUCGUGUAAUUAAUCAAAUAUUAACUGAAAUGGACGGUAUGGGUGCUAAGAAGAACGUUUUCAUUAUUGGUGCUACUAACAGACCAGAUAUCAUCGAUCCGGCCAUCCUCCGUCCUGGACGUCUGGACCAACUGAUCUACAUCCCAUUGCCCGACGAAAAAUCACGCGAGCAAAUAUUCAGAGCAAAUUUGCGCAAAUCGCCUGUAGCAAAAGAUGUGGAUCUCGUCUACAUUGCAAAGGUCACUCAUGGAUUUUCCGGUGCCGAUUUAACCGAGAUCUGCCAACGUGCCUGCAAACUGGCCAUCAGACAAUCGAUUGAAGCGGAAAUUAGAAGAGAACGAGAGCGAGCGGGCAAUGCUGCAUCUGCAGCCGCGAUGGAUCUGGAUGAAGACGAUCCUGUCCCGGAAAUUACCAGGGCUCACUUCGAAGAGGCAAUGCGAUUCGCUCGGAGAUCAGUAUCAGACAACGAUAUUCGUAAAUACGAAAUGUUCGCACAAACGUUGCAGCAGUCGAGAGGCUUUGGCACCAAUUUCAGAUUUCCAGCUGGUCAAGCAGCGGCCGCUCAAGGAGGCCAGGCGCCUCCUCCGGUAGCACCAGGGGAUCAAGCCAAUUUCGAUGAUGCUGAAGAUGACCUAUACAGUUAGAAAUGUCUCUUCUAUGAAACGUGGAGAAAAAGGUUGGCGGCUGAUGCUUUUGCGCCACGAAGCUGAAUAUUUCAGCUACUAGUAGGAAGCAAUAUGGAUCAUCGCCGCCAAUCGUCUCGAAAAAUUCAACUAAUAAUAGAUGUUUGCUAUAAAAUGUAUUAUAAAAAUUAUAUACACCUUGAUUAAAUAAAAAAUAGCAAAA